AUGGGUAUCAAACACCUCUACCAGGUCAUCUCUGAAAACGCCCCAGAUGCCGUCAAGACGGGCGAAAUCAAAAACCAUUUCGGCCGCAAGGUCGCCAUUCUCAUGAGCGAAGCGGGCGAAACCACCUCACAUCUCAUGGGCAUGUUCUACCGUACCCUACGAAUUGUCGACAACGGUAUCAAACCGCUCUAUGUCUUUGACGGUGCCCCUCCAAAGUUGAAAGGCGGCGAACUCGCAAAGCGAUCGGCGCGCAAGCGGGAAGCCCACGAAGCUCACGAAGAGGCUAAGGAGACCGGUACUGCAGAGGACAUGGAGAAGUUCUCGCGAAGAACAGUUCGGGUUACACGAGAGCACAAUGAAGAGUGCAAGAAGCUCUUGAAGCUGAUGGGUGUUCCAUAUAUCGAUGCCCCGACGGAAGCUGAGGCGCAAUGUGCGGUUUUGGCGCGUGCUGGCAAGGUGUAUGCAGCUGCGUCGGAAGAUAUGGAUACCCUUUGCUUUGAGGCGCCAAUUUUACUACGUCACUUGACAUUCAGCGAGCAGCGAAAGGAGCCCAUUCAGGAGAUUCAUCUUAACAAGGCUCUUGAAGGUCUUGGCAUGGACAGGGCGCAGUUCAUCGAUCUCUGCAUUCUUCUGGGCUGCGAUUACCUAGAACCCGUCCCCAAGGUCGGCCCAAAUACCGCAUUGAAGCUCAUUCGCGAACAUGGAUCGCUCGAAAAGGUUAUUGAAGCAAUUGAAAGCGACCCCAAGAAGAAAUACGUCAUUCCUGACGACUGGCCGUACAAAGAGGCACGUGAACUUUUCUUCAAUCCCGACGUGAGGAAGGCCGAUGAUCCACAAUGCGAUUUCAAAUGGGAGAGCCCUGAUGUCGAGGGUCUAGUUAAGUUUCUAGUCACCGACAAAGGAUUCAGUGAGGACCGAGUUCGCAACGGCGCUGCACGAUUGGCAAAGAAUCUUAAGUCAGCUCAACAGUCUCGGCUUGAGGGAUUUUUCAAGCCGGUCGCCAAGACUGAUGCAGAAAAGGUGAGCUUGAAGCGCAAACACGACGAGAAAAUUGAGGAGCAAAAGAAGCGGAAGAAGGAAGAGGCCAAGGCUAAGAAGGAAGCCAAAGCGCGCCCGCGUGGCGCUGUAUGA
Molecule: messenger RNA, 1131 nt
Organism: Talaromyces amestolkiae
Lineage: Eukaryota; Fungi; Ascomycota; Eurotiomycetes; Eurotiales; Trichocomaceae
Exons: 4
Coding region: 1-1131 (376 amino acids)
Cellular component (GO): cytoplasm; nucleus
Molecular function (GO): DNA binding; 5'-3' exonuclease activity; 5'-flap endonuclease activity
Source: RefSeq, a predicted model, not a curated record